Molecule: messenger RNA, 1275 nt
Organism: Durusdinium trenchii
Lineage: Eukaryota; Dinophyceae; Suessiales; Symbiodiniaceae
Source: the annotation of a GenBank genome assembly
GUUUAGAUGACAGGUCGUCCAUCCACUUCUUGAGCCCAUGGCGCAACCAACAUGGCUAGAGAGUGGGUUCAAGCUGACCAAGGAGGAAUCGGAAGACGAGGAGCAAUCUGACUUCGAGGAGGAGCCCGGGAUUGACCGUGAAGAAUUUGUGCGAGAUCGCAUGAACGAGAGCCCUCGAAGGCCAGAGCACGAGGCACUCCUCGCGGAGAUCGAUGCAUCCAUGAAGGCAGCAGCGUUGGCGUACGACCGAGCCGCACGUGAGGCUGCUGAAGCAGCGAUGCAGCGGAGGGCCAAGGAGCUGCGCCAGGAGCCCCUGGCGCGCCGCGCUCGCUGGCGUGACGAGGCGCCCGAGGGGAGCCUUUCGGGACUAUCCGAUUCGGAAGGCAGCGUGGCAGAGGUGUAUGAUGUGGAGCGGCCGCUGCGAGACAUGCUCCGCUUUGACCAGAACUGGCAACGAGAUGAGCCUGGCUUCAUUGGAAGACAGGCUCGGGAACUGCAAGAUGCAGUUGUCCAGCGACAGAUUACUUGCCCAGACUUUGCCUACCAAUUCCAGAUGAAGCUGGACUUGGCCCGGACAAAGUUCCAGCGCAUGGUCUUUUUUUACAUUCUGCAUGAGAUGUGCGCGAACAUGGCACAACGUUGCAAAGAACAAGAGCACUUGGAUGCACUGUUUGAGCAGAAUGUGAACUUGUUGAGCUCUUUCCUGACCUGCAUCCUUGCCAUCUUGGAUAGCUUCGAGCAGGUGACACUAGAGCGCCAGGAGCGAGACUUUUUCGCGACCUACAUCUUCUGGCCCAAGCGAAACUGUUCCAGAGCCUCCUUCUUUGCAGAGCUCAGUGACGACAAGGCCUACCAACAGGGCCUAGCGACUUGGAUCGAAAAGAUGCGCCGCUCCCCGAGCCUGGCGCAGGACGAGAGCCCAGAGGCUGCGCAUGGCCUGGCGCGAGCCGUGGAGAGCCCAGCGCCGGCCUUGAUUGAGGAGACGGUGGCGAAGGCGAAGUCGGUAAAGAUCAAGCCGACGCAAGCUCCAGGUGUGGCACCUCGCCCAUCAAAGAAACGGCUCAUCAAAGAGGAGCCACCUGAGGCACCAAAGAGACGCCUCGUCAAAGAGGAGGCAGAAGCAGAGGAGCAGACUCUGUUGCGGGUCAAGGUGGAGAAAUUUUGAGCGAUGAAGGGAGAGUUGAGGGAACUGUACUGUCCAAUGAUUGAAAGAUGUCAUUUCAUACCAAUAUUGUCAUCCAUUGUCAAAUUAUGAAGAGUCGAGUAUAUGAGACA